GGCUAACCUCUUUCUCCUUUCUAUGCUUGGUUUACGACACGUGUUUAAUUCUCUCCGCUUACCAACACGCUGUCUUCUCCGGCGGAAUAAACUCUUCUCUUUGCCAAAUCGUCAAAAAAGAUUGUUUAUUAGCUCUUAUCGAACGAUGUCUUACACAAUAAUUGAAAGGGGUAGUCCAAAUACUCUAGGAUAUAGGAUUUUUUAUACUGAUGAAAAUGGGCCCAUCUCACCUUUUCAUGAUAUCCCGUUAUUUGCGGAUAAAGAAAAUAAAAUCUAUAAUAUGAUAGUGGAAGUUCCAAGAUGGACAAAUGCAAAGAUGGAGAUUGCAACAAAAGAGGCCCUGAAUCCAAUCAAGCAAGAUACCAAAAAGGGCCAACUUCGAUAUGUUCACAAUUGUUUCCCACAUCAUGGUUAUAUUUGGAAUUAUGGUGCUUUGCCACAAACAUGGGAAGACCCUAACCAUACUGAUGAAUCAACUGGUUGUAAAGGUGAUAAUGAUCCCAUUGAUGUCUGUGAAAUUGGCUUUAGAGUUGCAAAGCGAGGAGAUGUUCUGCAGGUGAAAAUUUUGGGAGUCAUGGCCCUAAUUGAUGAAGGAGAGACUGAUUGGAAGUUAAUAGCUAUUGAUAUUAAUGACCCAUUGGCUGAAGAGCUUAAUGACAUUGAAGAUGUUGAAAAACAUAUGCCAGGAUUCUUGAGGGCUACUCACGAAUGGUUCAGGAUAUAUAAAAUGCCUGCCGGUAAUCCUGAAAACAAAUUUGCCUUUAAUGGAGAAGCUAAAAAUAGGGAAUUUGCUGAAAAAAUAAUUGACGAAACUCACCAAUAUUGGCAAAAACUAAUUAAAGGUGAAGCAGAUGCCAGUGGUCUUAACUGCUCUACUGUUACCCUUGAAGACAGUCCCAAUAAAAUGGACGUGAUAAAUGCAUUGACUGUUCUUCAGCAAACAGAAGAACCAGGACCAGCCCAAGACAUUGAUCCUAUUGUUGACAAAUGGCACUUUGUCCAGUUGAAAUAAAUUAAAAUUGCAAAAUGGAGCCAAGAUAUCCAAGAGGCAAGAUAAUCUAUGAAAAGAGAAACAUAAUGACUGCUAUUUCAAAUGCCUGUGAUAUAAAGUAAAAGUAGUGCAUCUAAAUUUAAACUUUGUAUCAAGUCAAAGAAUUGCCUGAAUUCAUUAUUUAUGUAAUCAUUUUUAAUAUAGAAACCCAUUCAAAAUCAUUGUAUGAACAUUGUUUUCUUUAGAUGUGUUGAAAAAUAGUAAUUUAUUAUUUCAAAGAAAUGCUAGACAUUAUAAUUCUGUUAAUAUAUGUUCUGAACUUCAACCUCAAUUGUAUAAUUUAUAUAUGUAUGUUUGUAAUGAUACUGUUUUUGUACAAUCACUGAAUGUUUUUCAAUUUACUUAUUUUCUGUGAAAAAUAUAUUCCUAUAAAUUUAUGUGCUUUAUCUUAUAUAGAUUAAACAUAUAUGAUUUUUAAGACAUAUAAAUUUUAUUUAAGUUUUUCUUCUGUAUAAUUGUAAUCAAAUUCUAUUGAAAGAGAUAAUUUUUUUAUCAAAUUUUAUAGAUAUAUCAAAAUUAUUUUUGCCAAAUCUGCAAUAUUUUGGAGUAAAAAAAUUUUCUUUCUUGUAAACCUUGUAUUUUAUAUUUGUUUUUAAAUUGCUCUCUGAUGGAUUUCUUCUGGUUGUGAAAAUUAGCCAUGACAUUUUGAAUUAUAUUUUUUAGGCGAAAAAACAAUGUGCUACCAUUUUCCAUUCUGUAUGGGAAAACAAUAAAAUAUUAAAUUAUAAUCA
This is a messenger RNA of Argiope bruennichi, 1782 nucleotides long. RefSeq lists its product as uncharacterized. Gene Ontology annotation, biological process: phosphate-containing compound metabolic process. The record is from RefSeq and is a predicted model, not a curated record. Gene Ontology annotation, cellular component: cytoplasm. NCBI's taxonomy places the organism in Eukaryota, Metazoa, Arthropoda, Arachnida, Araneae, Araneidae. The coding region runs from base 23 to 1012 and encodes 329 amino acids. Gene Ontology annotation, molecular function: magnesium ion binding; inorganic diphosphate phosphatase activity. The transcript has 11 exons.